Molecule: messenger RNA, 4128 nt
Organism: Tachysurus fulvidraco (yellow catfish)
Lineage: Eukaryota; Metazoa; Chordata; Actinopteri; Siluriformes; Bagridae
Product: peptidase M20 domain-containing protein 2-like
Exons: 7
Coding region: 894-2114 (406 amino acids)
Molecular function (GO): dipeptidase activity
Source: RefSeq, a predicted model, not a curated record
AGCAACAAGCUAACCAGUUGACAAUAGUGAGUACCGUUAACAACAAGCUAACCAGCUGACAAUAGCGUGUAGCGUUAGCAACAAGCUAACCAGUUGACAAUAGCGUGUAGCGAUAGCAACAAGCUAACCAGCUGACAAUAGCGUGUAGCGUUAGCAACAAGCUAACCAGUUGACAAUAGCGUGUAGCGUUAGCAACAAGCUAACCAGUUGCCAAUAGCGUGUAGCGUUAGCAACAAGCUAACCAGUUGCCAAUAGCGUGUAGCGUUAGCAACAAGCGAACCAGUUGCCAAUAGCGUGUAGCGUUAGCAACAAGCUAACCAGUUGACAAUAGUGAGUACCGUUAACAACAAGCUAACCAGCUGACAAUAGCGUGUAGCGUUAGCAACAAGCUAACCAGUUGACAAUAGCGUGUAGCGAUAGCAACAAGCUAACCAGCUGACAAUAGCGAGUACCGUUAGCAACAAGCUAUACAGGGUACAAUAGCGUGUAGCGUUAGCAACAAGCUAACCAGUUGACGAUAGCGUGUAGCGUUAGCAUCAAGCUAGACAGAUAAGGUUCGUAAUAACUAUAUGUUGAUUAUUGUCUUCUAAAAAAUAUCGAGUAUUAUGGACAGUGUUGUACAAUUUAACAAAAAAAAAUUAUCUGUAUUUUAAAUAACUUAAAAACCAAUAGUGCUAUAAAGAAAUUUCAACUUUAAAGUGUUCACAUGGUGCGCAGUCACGUUAAUUUGACGUCACUCCGUAAACGGUUCAUGUGACGUCUCUACGUAAAUCUCGGUUUAAAGGGUCUUUUCGGUGGUUUGUGUUGUCGGCGGGGAAUUACGGUUGCAAUUUGGCUAAAAUCACAGCAACGAACGCGCCUUUGUCUCGUAAAUUAUAGCGUAUUGUUACAGAAUGAAUGAGAAACUCCAAGCACUGAAACAGCUGGUUUGCUUUUCUAUCAAUGAGGCUAAGGACAAACUCCAUCUGUUAGGAGACUCGAUAUGGCGCCACCCAGAGGUGGCAUGUGAGGAAAGACAAGCUCAUGAAACUCUGGUCCGCUUCUUCACCCAGGAGAAAGGGUGGACAGUGGAAGCACACUACAAACUAGAAACAGCUUUUCGGGCCACCUGGGGACCUGUAGGUGGAGGAGAUGGUGAGGCUGUGGUUAACGUGGGGUUCCUGUGUGAGUAUGAUGCUCUGCCUGCUAUAGGCCACGCGUGUGGACACAACCUGAUAGCAGAGAGUGGAGCUGCAGCAGCCCUCGGCCUGAAGGCGGCACUAGAAAGCAAGGAGGUGUGGCCUGUUUCAAUCAAGGUAACUGUGCUGGGGACUCCAGCAGAAGAAGAUGAAGGUGGGAAAGUGGAUUUGCUGCGUGAAGGAGCUUUCAAGGAUCUGGAUGUGGUGUUGAUGGCUCAUCCCACUCAGAAGAAUGCCACAUAUUUACCAUCCAUGGCUAUGCAUAGCCUGCUGGUGAAGUACCAUGGACGUGCGUCUCAUGCAUCAGCAUAUCCCUGGGAAGGAGUAAAUGCACUAGAUGCAGCUGUCAUGGCCUACAGUAACAUCUCUGUACUACGCCAGCAGCUCCGGCCUGACUGGCGGAUCCAUGGUAUCAUAAAGCAUGGAGGUGUGAAACCCAACAUCAUCCCUGACUACAGUGAGCUGGAGUUUUACUUUCGCACAACCUCACACCGAGACCUGCCCAUCAUCAGAGCCAAAGCUGAGGCCUGCUUUCGUGCUGCUGCUAUGGCGACAGGAUGUGAGGUUGAGCUCGUUUUUGCAAAGAACGAGUUUCAUGAAAUGUUGAGGAACCGCAUUCUGGAAGACCUCUAUGAAGAGAAUGGGAAAGCUCUUGGCAUGAAGUUCACCUCAGAGGGCUUUUCAGGCUCUACAGAUUUUGGGAAUGUAAGUCAUGCUGUUCCAGGAAUUCACCCUUAUUUCUACAUCGGCUCUGAGGCACUGAACCACACUGAGGAAUAUACAGCUGCAGCUGGUGCAGAUGAAGCUCAGUUUUAUACUGUUCGUACUGCCAAAGCUUUGGCAAUGACUGCGCUGGAUGUGAUCUACAGCCCAGGAGUGCUGGACAGAAUCAAACAGGAGUUUAGAGAGGCCAAACUCAAUGAGGAGAGAAACUGAAACAGGAGAAACCUGGAGAAUUGCAGUUUAAUCACAGAAAUGAAGUCUAAUUACAUUUACAUUACAUUUACAGCAUUUAGCAGCAAAUGAAGUCUAAUUCUGGGUGAUAACACUAACCCUGUGCUUUUCCACUAGUUUAACUCUAAUGGGCAUUACAGAUAAAGUAGGUACACUACUUCAGAUAAUCUCUAUACAGCUACCUGGGUCAUUAUCUCCGGUGAUGAACAGAAGUCUUAUUGUUUCCACUUUGAACAAGGUAACAGUACUGGAAUGCACAAAACUCAUUUAAUCAAGCUUCAACUCUAAUAUCAUUGGGAGAUUCUGGGAUUAGAUCUGGUGAAUUCAGCUCUUUUUUGUUAUCCUUAUAUUGUUAUAUAAAGGAUCUCUUGUUCUUCUACUUUGGGCAUUUCCCAUUAGGGGUCGUUUCAGUGAAUCAUCAGUUUCCACCUAACUCUAUCCUCUUCAUCCUCUACUCUAGCACCAAUUAACUUCACGCCCUCAUUUAACACAUCCAUAUAUACAGCUCCAUCUCCAACAUCCUUCUACCAAUAUAACCAUCUCCCUCCUCUGUAAAUGUGCAAACCAUCUUAAUCUAGUCUCUCUGACCUUGACCCAAAACAACCAACCUGAGCUGUCCCUCUGAUGUGCUCGUUCCUAAUCCUGUCCAUCCUCAUCACUCAAACCUAAACUCGAACCUCAACAUCCUCAUCACUGCUACCUCCAUCUCUGCCUCAAGGCUUUUCCUCACUGAUACAGUCUCUAACCCAUAGCUGCUCUCACUACUGUCUUGUUCACCUUUCCUUUGAUUCCUUCUGACACUGUUCUGUCACAAAACACUUUUCUUCACCCGGUUUAACCCACCUGUACUCACCUCUUCACCUCUUUUCCACACUCCCUGUCACACUGGACGGUUGACCCUAAAUGCUUAAACUCCUCCAUCUACUUGACCACAGCUCUUCUCUAAGCACCCUGUUAUGCGCUUUCUCUAAAUCUACAAAGAUUUGGGUCCCAGCAGAUUUCUCCAGUGCUGUUUAUUCAAGACUAGAACCAGAGCAGGGCUGGUCAGACUGGGACAGGGCUGGGACAGUCUGGUAAAUCUCCAAGCAUCUCUCAGUAUAGAUCUCACUAAUCACAGCAUGAGGAGGAAGGCAUUAAAGAGGUCCUUUUACAUUCUUCACAUUGGGAACGAUGUGCCUUAUAAGCUUGGAAAAGCACUCUGCCAUUCUAUAGCUAGAGAGCUGGAAGUCUCUAUGAUGAGUUUUUAAGUAACCAGUCUGCUUUCACAUCUUCAGCUGUUUACUAUAUGUUGCAUAAAUCAGAUUUGUAUUAUUUCAAUGUAGAUUAUUAUAGUAUUUUUUUAGCAAGGCAAUCUUUACACCUUUAUUUUUACAUUAAAACUAACAUUAAGCCAUCUCAAAAAUAAAAUAUUCUACCUUUCCAGCUUUUAAUUGUGUAGGUGCUGAAUAAAAUCCUACACACUUAAACUAGACCUCUUUUGUACAUGUUUUCUCUUCAAUCUCUCUCUGUAUACUCUCAACUUCACUAUUGCUCUUCAGUUUACUUCCCCAUUCGUUUAAUCAUUGAUGGACAUCUUGACCUAUUGUAUAUUUUCUGCAGAGUCAGAACAGAGCUCCUUCAGUUUAUUGGGUCAGUCUGUCUUAAUGUUAAUGAUUAGUUUAUUAAACAUCAUUCCUUUCAAAGACAUUUAGCAGCUGAUGACUGACAGCUACAUGUGUGAUCAAAUUGCUGCAUUGCAUCUAUACUGUUAUGUUGUACAAGAACAAAUAAUAACACCGCAAUACAAAUUGCAUUAUCAUGUGUUACCUAAAAUAGCAAUCGGGUGAAGAUAUGACGAUAUCACAAAAUCAGACGAUAAUUAUAAAAGCAUUAUUGCAAAUAAAAGCAGAACUUUGGCAAAUAAAAAUCUUGAGAACAAACUACUGUGUUCAUGUUAGAAAUGUUUUUUUAAUCCUGCAUGAUGAUGCUUAGAAAAUAAAUUAAUUAUGAAGUGUUA